Messenger RNA from Rhipicephalus microplus (southern cattle tick), 2536 nucleotides. RefSeq lists its product as uncharacterized. NCBI's taxonomy places the organism in Eukaryota, Metazoa, Arthropoda, Arachnida, Ixodida, Ixodidae. The record is from RefSeq and is a predicted model, not a curated record.
GUGUUCUGUGGUACAGCUACACCAAUCCCUCCAUUCAUCCGUCCAUUUAAGCCACGAGUUCGUCCGUGCUUGCUUUCGGCAACGACCUCGUGCUUCGGCUCGUUUAUUUGCGCGAUGGAGACUGCGCUAGGAAACGACGCUCCUUCACGCGCCGUGAUAUCCACCGAAGCGAUUUCUCCUAACCCGGCCGUCGCUGGCGUUGCGAAGGUUAGCAGCGCCGAGCGUGCUCGCGAAUGGCGACGUCGCGUCUUCAACACCGCCGAGGCGCGAGCCAGGGAAGCCGAACGGAUGCGAGAGUGGAGACGGCGCGUGGGGAACACCGCCGAGAGGCGAGCCAGAGAAGCCGAACGCAAGCGUCAGUGGCGGAAGGCCAACAACACAGCCGAGGCGCGAGCCAAGCACGCCGAGCGCGCUCGGGAAUGGAGACGGCGCAACGGCAAAACCGACGAGGCGCGAGCCAAAGAAGCCGAGCGGAAGCGCCGACAGCGGGAGGCCAACGCCGGCAAAUCCUCCGCGUCGUCGUCGUCGCCGACGUCUCGAAAGUGCCGAGCUCCGCCUGCCGAUCCGGAGUCGUAUCGUCGCCGUAACGCCGAGCGCGUCCGCGCCUGGCGCGCGGCUAAAGCCGUCCGCGACGCCGCCAACAACGCUGGGGCCGACGCCAGACAAAGUCCCUUCCAGACAGCGCUGUUCCAGUUCCUUCAGCAGGUUGAGAGCGAGGCAAAGCGCGAGGAUCGCGACGCACUCGGAGCAGGAGCGUCUUCCGAAUCGUCCUUCCAGGUCGACGUUCCGCCCGUCACGCCACCCGUACGCAACGCUGCUGGUUCGAAUCCCAUCAGGGCUCCCCCUGGGGAGAUGGCUCAAUCCCGGCAGUGUAUCCGUCGUCCUCAAAGGCGCACGAUUGCUGUGCAGGCGUUUUCAAGGAAUGUGGGAUGGAAUGUUGGUGUACAGACUCGCACCUUCAGUGUCUCGGUGGGAAGUCAAACCAAGGACUGGUGCCCAGCCACGCACACAACCCAGAAAGCUCUUUCAUUGGAUGAAAGGCGCGACUGCAGUACCCAUGAACCGUGAACACGAUAUUUACGCGUACUCUCAAAGUUGAGAGCAUCGCCACCUUUGGAUGAUGUGAUUACCGGCUGUAAGUGAUGCCAAUGAAGACAUUGGUUUCAAGAUAUGCUUUCGUGAUGCCACAAGCGUUGGCCUAUUUUGCGGUACUUCCUGUGGAAAGGAGUACCGAGUCAUCCUCUGGCAGUGCGAUCAGUUCCAGGGAUCCAAUUGGUGGCAUGCCGCCAAACUACAUAUUGUAAUUCAGGACGAGGAGGAAAGAAGUGCCGACAGAGCACAGAUGCCAUCAGCAAUUCCCGUCACAGAAGAGGCAAAAUGAUCAGCCGUCUUUCUGUGUCUUUGGAACCAAGCCUCGGUUUAAUGAUGUACUUUCACCUUAUUCAGGUCAUCGUGCAGGUGAAAUACUUUAUCUGACCAGUCACCUGAAUCAUUCAUGUUAAAAAAAUGGUCACCUUCCUUGGCCAUCCAGCUGUCUCCUUUUUAUCAUUAAAACUGGAGUAAGCAAAGGUUAAUGUGCAAAUGUGGGCAAUAGCCAUUCGUGUUGUGUACUGUGAGAGGUGUCCAACACAUAAGACUGCAUACCGUCAUCACUUCUUUCAAUUCUCACUUCUCGUCGAUACCAUCUGUGGCGUGCUGCACUCCAGCUCACCAGGCCACCUGACUUGCAGUGAUGGAUUUAUGGUCCGAACCACAGGUCCCUCCUAGACAUCAUGGAGGAAACGCAGCUACACAGUUUUCUGUAAUAUGUAUUGGGGCCGAUGGGCAUACUUACGAGAAAAAAAAUAUUCUCACUUGAAGAGAGUCUAUGAAAGUUUUACUGAAUGGAGAAGCAAGAAGCACUUUCAGCUGCUCGUAGAGGGAAUAGCACAUUCGACCUCUCAGUCCUAAAAACAUGGUUGCUUGGGAAGGCCACUUUCUUCUUGUUAUGCAAUUUUUUGCCCACUAAACCACGUGUACUCCCGGACUUUGCGUCAUGCGCUCAACGUUACAUAAGAACCUGUUGCUCAGCCGUCAUCCCAUUGUGAACAAGGGACCCGUACGGAUCCCGAAACGUCUUUGUUUUUAUUUGACAUUGGUCAGUGACCUGUUUUUUCAACAAUGCCUUUACCUGACCAGACGGCAUUCCGUCGAACUCUUGACUACUGCAAUUUUUUGCCUUGUCUUUUGUUUGCCAAUUUCCGCUUCUCAUUCAUGUAACAUAUGUGUAUUUGGUGUGUGUUCACCACGUUGCUUUCUUUAGAUACAGCCAGUUUAUCUGCCUUGUGUUUCAUUAACAUAUAGCAAAACCUUGUAUAUUUAGUUGCAUUUCUUUGCACUCUUGUAAAACCUCUUUUGGACUAACAGUAUGAAGAAGCCGACAAAUUUUGUUUUGAGGUAACUCUGCUUUUAGACCUUUUCUGCUUUUUAGUAAGCCAGCCAUGGUGACAGCCAGAGAUGACAUACAUGUGCCAAUAAAGAUCUUACAAAACACGAA